This is a messenger RNA of Helobdella robusta, 609 nucleotides long. RefSeq lists its product as hypothetical. The coding region runs from base 1 to 609 and encodes 202 amino acids. Gene Ontology annotation, molecular function: copper ion binding. Lineage: Eukaryota; Metazoa; Annelida; Clitellata; Rhynchobdellida; Glossiphoniidae. The record is from RefSeq and is a predicted model, not a curated record. The transcript has 4 exons. Gene Ontology annotation, cellular component: mitochondrial inner membrane.
AUGCAACAAAAAUCAAGAAGUCUCUUCAAUUUCAGUGGCCUAACAAAUUCAAACCCUCCAUGUUGUAACUCAUCGUUGUUGAAACAAUUCACAAUUUGUGGUUUAAUUAAAAAAUCUGAUGAAAAACACUUUUCCAGCAAUUUCAAAGGUACACCUUUACAUGAAAGAAAGUUCAGGUCGUCUGUACUUUAUUUCAUUGCGGCAGGUGUAUUCAUGAUUGGAGCUACCUAUGCUGGAGUUCCUCUGUACAGAGUUUUUUGCCAGAGAACUGGUUUAGGGGGAGAAGUGCGGAGAGAGAAGGACACAGAAAAGUUGCAAAUAAUGAAACCAGUUACUGAUCGUGUAAUUAAAGUUCGUUUCAAUGCUGAUGUCAGUUCUAGUAUGCAAUGGAAUUUUAAACCACAACAGGCAGAGAUUGGAGUCCUUGCAGGUGAAACAGCCUUAGCUUUUUAUAGAGCUAAAAAUCCAACAGAUAAGGCAAUAAUAGGAAUUUCAACAUACAAUGUUGUCCCAUUUGAAGCAGGACCUUACUUCAACAAAAUUCAGUGUUUCUGUUUUGAAGAACAAAGAUUGGGCCCACAUGAAGAGGUUUUUCACUUUUUUGCUUAA